CCUCCUCCUCCUGCCCCAGAGCGCCUCCGGGGCUCAGCGGCUGGCCGCAGGGUCCCAACUGUGGCCGGCCGAGCAAUGAGAGCCGCCGGCCAGAGUGCGCGCCCGGCGCUGGCGCUGCUGCUGCUGCUGCUGGCCGGAGCCGGGGUGUCGGCCGGCGCCGCGCCCCCUGCCCCGCCGCUCUUCAACGUGAGCCUGGACGCGGCCCCCCAGCUGCGCUGGCUGCCGGUGCUGCAGCAUUACGACCGGGACUUCUUGCGCUCCGCCAUGGCCCACAUCAUCGGAGAUUAUGUCCCCCAGUGGGCCCUCGCAUUGAUCAGAAAAGUUGUCCGGGAGCUGGAACUCUUCCUGCCGCAGCCCUUCACCGACGAGAUACGCGGCAUGUGCGACGCCCUGGACUUCAACCUGGUCGACUGCAUUCUUCUCAACCUGGCCUACGAGUUCAGCGCAUUCUGCACCAGUAUUGUGGCUCAGGACUCCAAAGGCCACAUUUACCAUGGCCGGAAUCUGGAUUAUCCGUUUGGAAGUCUUUUACGCAACUUGACUGUGGAUGUACAGUUCAUAAAGAGUGGGCAGAUUGCCUACACAGGAACCACCUUUGUUGGCUAUGUAGGAUUAUGGACGGGUCAGAGUCCACACAAGUUUACAGUUUCUGGUGACGAACGAGAUAAAGGCUGGUGGUGGGAGAAUAUGAUCGCGGCCCUUUUUCAGAGACACUCACCGGUCAGCUGGCUUAUCCGCACUACUCUGAGUGAAUCAGAAAACUUUGAAGCAGCUAUUUACAAACUGGCCAAGACUCCACUUAUUGCGGAUGUUUAUUACAUUGUUGGCGGCACAUCCCCCAAGGAGGGAGUGGUCAUCACGAGGAACAGAGGUGGCCCCGCAGACAUAUGGUCUCUAGAUCCUUUAAACGGAGCAUGGUUCCGAGUUGAGACAAAUUAUGACCACUGGAAGCCAGUGCCUAAAGGAGAUGACCGAAGAACACCCGCCAUCAAAGCCCUCAAUGCCACAGGCCAGGCAAACCUCAGCCUGGAGACGCUCUUCCAGGUCUUAUCAGUGUUUCCAGUUUAUAACAACUACACAAUCUAUACUACUGUAAUGAGUGCUGCCAGCCCAGACAAGUACACAACUAGGAUCAGGAACCCGUGUUAAAAGCAGAAGAGAGAGUUCAUCUGUUCUAUGAAGAUGAUUUUUUUAAAUGAAAUUUUUGAAGAGCUGCACUUUAAAAAAUAAAGUGAAAAGAUUAUAUUUUAUGACCAA
Dama dama (fallow deer) is the source of this 1257-nucleotide messenger RNA. RefSeq names its product N-acylethanolamine acid amidase (gene NAAA). The record is from RefSeq and is a predicted model, not a curated record. Lineage: Eukaryota; Metazoa; Chordata; Mammalia; Artiodactyla; Cervidae. Gene Ontology annotation, biological process: fatty acid metabolic process. Gene Ontology annotation, molecular function: fatty acid amide hydrolase activity. Gene Ontology annotation, cellular component: lysosome. The transcript is spliced from 11 exons. The coding region runs from base 76 to 1149 and encodes 357 amino acids.